AAAAAUAAGAAAAAACAAAGCCCUGCAAUUGCCUCCUCUUCCUCUUCCUCUUCCUCCUCCUCCUUGCUCGAAUUUAGUAAUUGAAUCGGCAACGGACGGAGUGGUCGAAGAAGAAAAUGGAGCGAUCGAUCAAACCCAUCCAGCAGCAGCAUCACCAAAUCCCCUCCCCGGCGGCUCUGAAGCCACUAUCCAAGGGCACAAAGGCGUCCGAGGCCGUGCCCCUCCCUCUCUACCUCACUAACGGCGUCUUCUUCACCUUAUUCUUCUCCGUGGUUUACUACCUACUCAGCCGCUGGCGCGAGAAGAUCCGCAACUCCACCCCUCUCCACCUCAUCACCCUCUCCGAGAUCGCCGCCAUCGUUGCCUUCGUUGCUUCCUUCAUCUACCUCCUCGGCUUCUUUGGCAUCGGCUUUGUCCAGUCUUUGUUUCUCCGUUCUUCCCACAACGACGUCUGGGGCUCCGAUGACGACCUCGACCUUCAAGAACAAGACGUUGACCAGAUUCUCCUCAAGGACGACACUCGUUCCACUCCCUGCGCGGCCGCACCUCCUCCUCCUUCCGUUGUCGAUUUCCCUUCAAAACCCAAGGAGGAGGCAGCAGCUUUUGAAUCAUCGGACGAGGAAAUCAUCAAGUCCGUAGUUGCUGGAACCACUCCCUCUUAUGCCCUGGAGUCGAAGCUCGGGGAUUGCUACAGAGCCACAGCUAUUAGGCGGGAGGCAUUGCAGAGGAUGACUGGGAAGUCGCUUGAUGGGCUGCCCUUGGAUGGCUUCGACUACGAGUCAAUUCUGGGGCAGUGCUGCGAGAUGCCUGUAGGAUAUGUUCAGAUCCCGGUGGGUAUAGCGGGUCCUCUCUUGCUGGACGGCAAGGAGUAUUCGGUUCCGAUGGCCACAACAGAGGGUUGUUUGGUGGCCAGUACUAACAGGGGUUGUAAAGCCAUUUACGUCUCCGGUGGGGCAAGCGUGUUGAGGGAUGCUAUGACCAGGGCUCCUAUUGUCAGGUUCGCCUCCGCCAAGAGGGCCGCCCAAUUGAAGUUCUUCAUGGAAGAUCCCCACAAUUUCGAAACUCUGUCCCUCCAUUUUAACCGGUCUAGCCGAUUUGGUAGGCUACAGAACAUUAAAUGCGCGAUUGCUGGGAAGAAUCUGUACAUGAGGUUCUCGUGCAGCACCGGAGACGCCAUGGGAAUGAACAUGGUAUCCAAAGGUGUACAGAACGUUUUGGAUUUCCUUAAGAAUGACUACUCGGACAUGGAUGUGAUUGGCAUCUCUGGAAACUUCUGUUCGGACAAGAAGCCAGCUGCAGUGAACUGGAUAGAAGGACGGGGUAAGUCAGUUGUUUGCGAGGUUAUAAUAAAGGAGGAGGUAGUGGAGAAGGUUCUAAAAACAGAUGUUGCAUCAUUGGUGGAGCUAAACAUGCUGAAGAACCUCACGGGUUCAGCCAUGGCAGGAGCACUAGGGGGAUUCAAUGCCCAUGCGAGUAACAUAGUUUCAGCAAUCUAUAUAGCCACGGGACAAGAUCCGGCGCAGAACAUAGAGAGUUCACACUGCAUCACAAUGAUGGAAGCAGUGAACCAAGGGAAGGACCUUCACGUGUCGGUAACAAUGCCUUGUAUUGAGGUGGGGACGGUGGGAGGGGGUACCCAGUUGGCAUCACAGUCGGCGUGUCUGAACCUGCUUGGGGUCAAGGGAGCAAGCAAAGAGUCAGCUGGAUCAAACGCAAGGCUGUUGGCCACAAUUGUAGCUGCUUCUGUUCUUGCUGGGGAGCUUUCUCUCAUGUCAGCUAUUGCUGCUGGACAGCUUGUCAAAAGUCACAUGAAGUACAACAGAUCUAACAAAGAUGUUUCCAGACUUGACCACCACCAGACCACUACCCAUAAAUCAUCGUAAAUCAUAAAUCCUAAUCCUAAUCCUAAUCCUAAUCCUGUCAGCAAUUACAAUUGCCCAUCUCUCUGUCUCUCUCUUCUAUAUUAUAUUUCAGGCGUUCAUAACAAAAAAAUAAAAAAAUAAAAAAAAACAAAAAGCAAAAACAAAAAAAGAGCCACCCCCACCCACAGCACAAGCUGUUGCUUUAUAAGAAUAAUAAUUGCAGAGGUCAGCUGGUGGUACUAACAAGAUGAUAUGCAUGUAUGGAGGAUAAGCUGCCAACUCGAACAAAACUGUUUUGUGGUUUGUUUGUUUGUAUGUUUUGUAUUUGUAUUACUGAGCAAGGUUGGGGGGUGGCCCGCCAUUAAUUCUUAGUCUUGUAAUUUUUAUUUAUUUAUUUUUCUCCUCAAAGUUCAGUCUGUUUAUGUUGUACUCACAAGUCUUCUUUUGUAUCUACACUUCAAUAAUAUAUUCAAUCAAGGACAUUUCAAUUGGGAUGCAA
Molecule: messenger RNA, 2361 nt
Organism: Camellia sinensis
Lineage: Eukaryota; Viridiplantae; Streptophyta; Magnoliopsida; Ericales; Theaceae
Product: 3-hydroxy-3-methylglutaryl-coenzyme A reductase
Biological process (GO): isoprenoid biosynthetic process; coenzyme A metabolic process; sterol biosynthetic process
Cellular component (GO): endoplasmic reticulum membrane; peroxisomal membrane
Molecular function (GO): protein binding; hydroxymethylglutaryl-CoA reductase (NADPH) activity
Source: RefSeq, a predicted model, not a curated record